AUGUCGACGAAGAAGAUUGUGUUGAAGUGCUCCGAUGGUGAGACGUUCGAGGUCGACGAAGCGGUCGCACUCCAGUCGCAGACGAUAGCGCACCUCGUCGAGGACGAUUGCGCCGGCGACGAGAUCCCGCUUGCGAACGUCACAGGCGAGGUCCUCUCGAAAGUGAUGGAGUACUGCAAGAAGCACGCCGAUGGUGGCGGCUCUUCCUCCGAGGAGGAUCUCAAGAAGUGGGACGCCGAGUUCAUGCAAAUCGAUCAAUCCACGAUCUUCGAGCUCAUCCUCGCCUCGAAUUACCUAAACAUCGAGAGCCUGCUUGCUCUCACUUGCCAGACGAUCGCUGACAUGAUCGCUGCCUGCAAAACCGCAGAGGAGGUUCGCGCAAAGUUCGGCAUCGAGAACGAUUUUACACCAGAGGAAGAAGAAGAGGUUCGCAGGGAGAACCAAUGGGCCUUCGAAUGA
This is a messenger RNA of Thlaspi arvense, 459 nucleotides long. NCBI's taxonomy places the organism in Eukaryota, Viridiplantae, Streptophyta, Magnoliopsida, Brassicales, Brassicaceae. The record is from the annotation of a GenBank genome assembly.